AUGGAUUCCACCGCCUGCCAUGUCAUCUACGUCAAUCGCGCCGUCGCUCGCAAUCGCAUCGUCUCUGCUGUACCCGACAACCAAUCUCGACAAGACGACGACCAAUACCCCGAUCACAUCCGUCGCGACAUUAAACCUCUGCUGGACGCCUUUGGUGAUGUCUACCUUUGCUCUACAGGCGCAGCUUGCCUUCAGCACCUUCUCGCACUCCAAGAAAACGCUGUCUACUCCAUGUCUCCCGCCAUCGUAUUAAUAGACACGCCUCACACGGAGCAAAUAACUCCUUCCCAGAUCCAUUCGCCUACCUGGCCUGCUGCGCCUACCGCAUCCGAAGCCGCCCAGUCCUCCCACAUUGCUGCUUUGGAUAAUGAAAUCUACGGUCUUAGCCUUCUCCAACAAAUCAUCACCGAGUCGCAUUUGCGUUGCAUGGCCAAGCGCGUCGUUCCCGUUCCCGUCAUCUCAUAUCCCGAACCAACCUCCGACCAACCACGCGAGCAAAUGACCGACGGUGCCACCGAUGUACUCGCUCCCGUUCCCCUGAACACUCCCGCCGCCCAUCGUCCGCUCAUUAGAAAGUGCCUCGACCUUGGCGCCGUUGAUGUCAUCAUCAGCCCUCUCAGCUCAAAGUGCAUCACCACGCUCGAAAUUUGCGCUUACAAGGCGCAUCGGGACGCUGCCCGCGAGCAACAGGAACUUCUCGAAAUCACACAUGGCCGCAAGCGCUCUUGGGUCGGUGUCAGCGACCAGGAGCCUUUUGCCUACCUGCGCGAAGCCAUGGUCUCCAACCUCAUGAAGGGAAUCUGCCGCAUGGCCCCCGACGACAAUAUCGCUACCGCUCACGUUUCCGUCCCCGCGCAACGCCAGUCUGAAAUCGCUUCCGCCGUCUCCAAGUGGCACUUUUGUGCUAAUUCAUUUACGGAUGAUGAGUUACUCGUUGGCGCCAUGUUCAUGUUCCAGCACGCUCUCUCCAUGCCUGAACUGGAGCGCUGGCGCCUCCCAGCAGAUAAACUCAUCAAGUUUCUUGUCGCCUGCCGUACCGCUUACAACAGCUUUGUGCCAUACCACAACUUUCGCCAUGUUGUCGAUGUCCUCCAAGCAACAUUUCACUUCCUGGUCAAUGUCGGUGCCUUGGCAAGCUAUCCCGCUCGAGAUCCCACCACGCCUGUUCCAAAAUCCCCAAUCGCUUCGCUUUUGACUCCGUUCGAUGCCUUGACGUUACUCAUUACCGCCAUCGGCCACGAUGUCGGUCACCCUGGUGUCAACAACGGCUUCCUGGCUACUUUGAAUGCUCCGCUUGCACAGCUAUACAAUGAUCGCUCAGUGCUCGAAUCUUUUCACUGCGCCGCUUAUGCUCAGAUUCUCCGCAGAUAUUGGCCUGCCGCCUUUGAGGACAGGGGCAUGCGAGCUCUCAUGAUUAGUUCCAUCUUAGCCACUGACAUGGGACUUCACUUCGACUACAUGAAGAAGCUUGGCGACUUGCAAGAAAAACUACACGACAAUGACGGCUCCGAGGGUUGGAACGGUCGUCAGCUCGAAGAAUACAAGUCCCUGGCUUGCUCGCUCAUUAUCAAGUGCGCCGAUGUCAGCAACGUUGCCAGACAUCAUGAUGCUGCUGUCAAAUGGAUGCACAUACUGGUUGAAGAGUUUUCUCGGCAAGCGUCCAUGGAGAACGAGCUAGGCAUCAAGUCGUCGCUCAUCGCCGAGCCGAAGCGGGAUUUGUUGUCACUAUCCAACGCUCAACUUGGUUUCAUGAAUAUGUUUGCCAUUCCUCUCUUUCAAGGCGUUGCCGACAUUAUGCCCUCUCUCAAAUACGCUGUGGAUGAGCUGGAGAUAAAUAGACAAGUGUUCGAACAGAAGGUGCAUGACGAAAAGUUGAGACUGGCCAACGACGGGCUCGAGCGACGAAAAUUACUACGGGAAGGAACCUUUUCACCAAAAACCAGAAGCUGGAUCGCAGAAGAAGGUGACGAGACUACAGAAGGUGUUAUCGCAACACCGCAGCGGACAGAGGGUUCCGACUCCACAGUGAUUCAUACCUCCGAAACCCAGAUCAGCGAGCAGCACGAGCCAGCAAAGGAACACACUGUUGGUGCAGAGGACGUUGCGCAAGAGAUGCAUGACACUGUGCGCGAUUUCUACAACCCCGCUCAGUCGGAGCACGACGUCUAUAAGCAUUUGAACGGCACCGCAUCAGCCUUUGACGCCGUUCGUGAUUUUGCCGAUAGCGACCCAUUUCACGUACGACCAAUAGACGAGAGCGGUGGUGAUGGCAAAGCGACUCUGUCUACAAGACAGCGCUGCAGCGAGACCACCGAAGGCAGUGUCUCAGGCGCCUUUACGGGUGACUGGGCAUCUCAGGCCACCAGCGCCACGGGAAAGGCCAACUUAUCGCCCAGCACGCAGGGGACAAGCAUCGUUAGCAACGACUCGAUGGACCGCACCCUAGGGCUGCCGUCAUUCAACGUUGAGCCGCCGGUCACGCAGAGCGAGCCUCCACAGAGCAGGGAGGGUCCCAUAGAGCAGGACGCAAGCGAAUCGUUAUCUAAUUCAGGCAGCAUUGGCAAGGCAGAGGGCAAGUCUCUUCGGAAAAAGACUAGCAGAUUCAGGAUGAAGGAUUUCCCCUUUUUUAGAAGAAACAAGGGAUCCAGUCCUUCGAGUCCCCCGUUUCCUGCCGCCGACGCCACAAGCUGA
Molecule: messenger RNA, 2691 nt
Organism: Cordyceps fumosorosea ARSEF 2679
Lineage: Eukaryota; Fungi; Ascomycota; Sordariomycetes; Hypocreales; Cordycipitaceae
Product: 3'5'-cyclic nucleotide phosphodiesterase, catalytic domain protein
Exons: 3
Coding region: 1-2691 (896 amino acids)
Biological process (GO): signal transduction
Molecular function (GO): 3',5'-cyclic-nucleotide phosphodiesterase activity
Source: RefSeq, a predicted model, not a curated record